This is a messenger RNA of Magallana angulata, 3877 nucleotides long. Its product is annotated as collagen alpha-1(XII) chain-like. The record is from RefSeq and is a predicted model, not a curated record. The transcript is spliced from 17 exons. Lineage: Eukaryota; Metazoa; Mollusca; Bivalvia; Ostreida; Ostreidae. The coding region runs from base 300 to 3209 and encodes 969 amino acids.
UAAACUCGUCUAUUUUGUCUCAUUUCAAAUGUCCUCGAUCUCCUGUUUACUAAAUAUUCCAAUAGUUGUCUGUCUUUGCAGCCUGACCCAUUCAGAACCAGUUUAAAUGAAAAUAGAUAUAUAUAUAUAAAUAUAUCUACACACCUACCAUUAGUAUUUGAAAUAGCGCGUAGAAUACCUGGGACCUAUAAGUAACAGAGGCGGUCCUCUACUUCACCACACCUGGACCAGUUUGUGUGUCACCUCAUAAAACACGAGGACUCUAGGACAUAAACUGCUCAUCACCUGUGCAAAAAAUCAUGAACUGUGCAUUCACAAUCCAGUUUUCGUGGACAUUAGCUGCGCUUCUGUUGUCACUGGUCCUUGUUGAAAGUCAAAGGACUUCCUUUCCCAACAGAAGAGAUUGCGAGGUAGUGGACCUUGUCUUCAUUCUCGACAGAUCAUGGAGCUUGCGUUCACCAGCAAACUUCCAGAAGGAACUAGACUUCGUCUCCCAAGUUGUGUCCGUACUUGAUUUCGAAAACUCUCGAGUAUCCGUCAUUACUUUCAGUGAUGACGCCGAUCUCAACAUCCGGUUCAGCGAUUACUACACCCUGGCGGAUUUCCAGAGGGCUGUCCGAGCCCUGCCCUGGGUCGGGGGGAACACCUAUACCCACAAGGCCAUAGAGCUUAUGAUGACGGAAGAGAACCAACGGUCCAGAGACAGGGCUGGGAUCACGUCUAUUGGCGUUAUUGUCACUGACGGGGGCUCCACCGAUCCGUACAGGUUGGAAGACGUUGUUAGACAGGUUCAUGAUAAAAGGAUAGAAAUGUAUGCCAUUGGGGUUGGUGAUGAGGUGAACCAGAAAGAGCUGGAGAUGCUGGCGAGCAGUUACGACCAUGUCUAUCUCCUCAAGAACGUCAACGCUCUAUCUCAAAUCCAGGACAAGCUGGCUGCUAGAUUUUGCAGAGGAACUCCAGCACCAUCCACCCAGGCUCAAAACAAAGACUCUUGCGUAAACAAGCCAGCCAACUUGGUUCUGUUCCUUGACGACUCCCUUCCGAUACAACAAUACCACCAGGACUUGAGCUUGGUCACAGACCUUGUCACACGGUUGUCGAGAAGCAUAGGUCGCUCUCGUAAGUUCAAGUUGCUACCUAACUGGUUUCAAGGCUCUGUGCUCACUUUUGGUAAUGUUCAGGACUUUCUGGAGGGAGUUAGUCGCACUAACGUACCACAAAGAUGGUCAUCUACAGAAAACAUUUUGGAGGUUGACCUGAAACCCGGUUUUCUUAACAUUGCUGUGGUUAUUGGAGCCAAUUCUAUGAAAAGGUUAAAUCAGAGUUUGGACAGAAAUGCACAUUUGACAUAUAUCUUAGGGGUUGGUCAGUCACUUAGAAGAGAUCUAAUAGAAAACAUUGUACCCUCAUCGAAACGAUUUUUUGUUCAAACGUUGAGUCAGUCCGUGGAGACUGUCAAAGAAUUGUCAUUAGAUUUGUGUUCAGGUUGUUCGAACAUGGACAUUUAUUUCCUAUUGGAUACUUCAAAUAGCAUAGGACCGGAACAAUUUGCACGAGAAUGCAAGCUGGCUGCAGACUUAAUGAAAUCCAUGCAGCUUCCGAACGGCCACUCACCAAUUACUACGAUAGACUAUAGUGACUCACCUGAACUUCAUAGGUAUGCAGAUAGUCCCCAGUUUAUUGCAACGAUUCCUUCUCACAAGUGGAGGGGAGGCAAUACUAUGACUCACUCUGCAUUAGAGAUGGUUAUGGCCGCCUCAGAGAGAAACUCAAAUGAUAAAAGACAGGUGGCUAUCUUGAUGUCGGAUGGUGCAUCAACUUCCCCUGACCGUACUGAAAAAAUGGCCGCAAAAAUUCACAAUAGUCAGUUGGAAAUGUUUGUUGUUGGCAUUGGAGAAAAUGUGAAUUUGGAAGAAUUAAAAGUGAUAGCAUCCUCGCCUUCACAUUUAUAUAUGGAAGACUCAAUUACACCAACUCACCUGUCGGAGGCUAUAUGUAAUGGUGCAACAGAUAACAACAUUCCAGAAAGUAAUCAAGAUUGCAGAGAAGAAUUCGAUAUUGUAUUCGUUUUGGACAGUUCGUGGAGUCUUAGAACAGAGAAAAACUUCAGGAAAGAAAUCCAUUUUGUGACAGAACUUAGCGACAACUUGCAGCUUGAUUUUAAACGUGUUUCUGUGUCAGUGAUAACAUAUGCCGAUCAAGCUAAGGAAUACAAUUUCCGAAGUAAGAACGAGUUCUCCUCGGCCGUUCUGAAUUUACCCUGGCUUGGAGGAAAUACGUACACGGAUAGGGCACUCAGCAUAGUUCUUGAAAAUGUGGAGAACAGGGCAAACUCUGUUCAGUCGACUGUAGAGAGACCUCUAGUUGUGUUGGUUAUUACAGAUGGUGGGUCCACCAGUCCGUUUGUCUUAGAAAAGGUCGUCGCCAGAUUAAAGCGGUUCAAAUUUGUCAAAUUAUUUGCAAUAGGCGUUGGAGUUAGUAUCAAUAUAAAAGAAUUGGGACUUAUAGCUUCCGAUCCAUCUGACAGUCAUCUGUUUAUGGUGGACGACUUAGAAGUUAACAAUAAAAUUCUCAAAUCUCUUUUGAAAUCGCAAAUUUGCCGAGAUACGCAAUUCUUAUCGUUAAUAUCUCCACCAAAAUCGUUCAGUUGCCCUGCUGAUGUUGACCUUGUUUUUGUGUUGGACAGUUCCUCAAGUCUAGGAGUUGUUGAAAAUCCCGAUUUUUAUUUUCUCAAAGAAAUUGCAUUUGUAAUUGAUGUGAUUAAAUUGGGAAACAUUGAUUUUCGUCAAUCGCGUGUGUCUGUUAUAACGUAUAGUGACGUAAUCAGACUGCACCAGUACCGCAGUGAGACAGACCUUGUGUCAAAUAUUAUACACCUUCCGUUUCUUGGAGGAAACACUUGUACUGAUAUAGCCUUAGAUCUAAUGUUGGAUGAGUUAAACUAUUUCAAAUCCGUCUCAAACGGAAGGAAAGCAGCAAUCGGCGUGAUCCUCACUGAUGGGCUGUCGACGCGACCCGAGUAUACAUCGAGCUCGGCCAGAAGAAUUCAUGAUGUCGGCUACCGGAUUGUAGCAAUUGGAGUUGGAGCGCGGGUGAAUAUAAAUGCAAUCACCGAUAUGGCUUCGUUGCCAAAGAAUGAAAAUGUGUUUCUUUUGGAUGCAUUGAACUGGAGAACUUCCUUUUUAUCGAGUCUACAUAAUGGAUGCUAAGAAACUAUUAUUGAUUAAAAGCCUAGUCACAUCUCGGCCUGUUUCAUCCUGUUUCAGGGAAAUAGCUGAGUUAAUUGAAAAAGGCCAAGUACUGUAUAGUGACAAACAUUUUCAUAGUCAUAACUAAAAACAUUUUUAUUUUGGCAUGAAUUUUGAAAAUAGUCUUAAGCUUACUAAAAUUGUAUAAGUAAUAUGUAUGUGUAAGUGAUAUGUUAAUACAGCUGUGUAUAAAUGUACUAGAAUUAUUAGAUUUUGAAAAUGGACUUGAAACACAUGAAUGGUUUUAAUUAGAAUUUCAUAAUGCUUGUUUUAUUUUUAAUGUAUUUAAUUUACAGAAAACAUGAUUAAAAUCUACAACCAUGUAGGCCAUUUUCUAUCAUUUGAUUUCAUGUAACGAAUCUAGAGUUCACACCUACAGCCAUUUUUUCUUUUAAAGAGAAUGUAUGCUAUAUGAAUUACUUUAGUUCGCGUGUUAUCAGUGGAUGAUUUAUAGUAUUGUAUAUUUCAUAAUCAAAGACUUAUUAAAUUUACUUUGAAAUAUUUCAUACAGUGCACACCUAGAGGUGUAAAGGGUAUUCGUGUCACAUUUUUAUGUUAUUUGAAAUUGAAGAUGCUUUUAUUUUUGAUACUAACAUAGCCAAAUUGUAACUAAUUUGUUAUGUGUCCUC